Molecule: messenger RNA, 1100 nt
Organism: Seriola dumerili (greater amberjack)
Lineage: Eukaryota; Metazoa; Chordata; Actinopteri; Carangiformes; Carangidae
Gene: tmem128
Product: transmembrane protein 128
Exons: 5
Coding region: 76-570 (164 amino acids)
Source: RefSeq, a predicted model, not a curated record
CAGGGAGUGCCUUGUAAUCACUAGUUAGCACUUAGCUUUUAGCUUCUAACGCAAGUUAAUGAUAACAUCAACACAAUGCUUAACGAUAGCGAGCUGGCAACAUUGCGGAAUAGAUUUAAGAGAGAUGCGGAGCUUCUUAUGCAAACAACGACAUCGGGUGACGAAGAUGAAAAGAGUCAGGAGGAAAAAGAUGCCAAACCUCUCCCUCGCAUUAACAGACACUCCAUUUUCUGGAUCGUGGCAUCCGUAGGUGUGACCUACUAUGUGGAUUUCCUCCACAAUAUCAUGGAGAAUGAUGAUAUCAAAAGUUGGUGGUUCAAUGUGGGCCUGGUUCUCCUUGGGAUCUGCCUGUCUCUGGCCAUGUUUUGCAUUGUAUACCUGGAGUGGUUCAAAGGCAUUCAGCACUAUGACCAAGAGUACCCUGCCAUUCCUCCCCUCACCACUGCAGCCUUUAUUGCUGCAUCAUGCAGCUUUAAUAUAGCACUAUGGCCAGUGUGGUCCUUCUUCACUCCACUCAUCCUCUUCACACAGUUCAUGGGUGUAGUCAUGUUCAUCUCUUUGCUUGGAUGAAUGUGACAGCUCCAGAAUGACACCUUGUUAACCGCAAUGUUGAGUUUUGUUUUUAUACUUUUUCCUCUAUUGCUUAUGGCAUUGACACAUUAACACACAUUUCUCUUCAGAAUCAAACACACAGUACAUGAAACUUACCUGUAAUGACAAUUUUGAGAAUAGGCCUUUUUCACAGCACACAUGUUGACUUGUCCUAGUAGAGAAAGCACAGGUGUCUGUAAUAACAUUAAUAAUGGCUAUGUUCUGCUCAGGUUUACCAGUGAGUCAUGACAGUGAGCGAGCAUGUACAGUACUGGGACCCUAAAACUGAAGCCACCAAAUGAAAUUCAGCCAUUAUUAAUUCCAUUAUGUACACCUUUGCUUUUCCUGCUGUGACAUGUCAAAGUGUCCUCUGUGAAAUUUGCCUAUUGUGCUAAAGUGUGUGUAAAUAUGUUCCACUAUUUAUAACUGUCAAUAAAACCAACAAAGUUUUGAAAAUUUUUAUUUUUAUUAAGCAGUUUGUGGAAGUAUGUAAAGAUGUCUGCUUAUAU